AUGAGUGCCGGCGAGUUAGCAUGCAUCUACUCCAUCUUGAUGCUCCACAAUGACAGAAUCGCAAUCAACAAUAAGAGCAUUGACAAUCUCGUUUUGAACGCUGGCGCUGCCGGUGGUGCCGCUGUUGCCGUAUCUGCUCCUGCCGCUGCUGCUGCUGGGGGGGGUUAUGCAGUUCGUAAUCAGCACUGCACAGACUUUAUUAACUGCAUAUUGUAUAUUGAAGAGGCAAAGGAAGAAAGUGACGAUGACAUGGGCUUUAGUUUGUUUGAUUAG
Messenger RNA from Cicer arietinum (chickpea), 273 nucleotides. RefSeq lists its product as uncharacterized. The record is from RefSeq and is a predicted model, not a curated record. Gene Ontology annotation, biological process: cytoplasmic translation. Gene Ontology annotation, molecular function: structural constituent of ribosome; protein kinase activator activity; ribonucleoprotein complex binding. Gene Ontology annotation, cellular component: cytosolic large ribosomal subunit. Lineage: Eukaryota; Viridiplantae; Streptophyta; Magnoliopsida; Fabales; Fabaceae.